GAGGGGAGGGGGCGGCGGUCCCGGCCCGGGGAUUUCUCACCUUUGCCGGGUUUGGCCGGCCCCAGAAAGGCAGCAGAAAGUUCAGCAUGCAGGAAGUUUGGGGGCAGCUCGGAGAGUAACUCGGCAGCCGUGACUGCUGUUUCGGGUGGUGUGGUUUUUUUGGUUUUUUUCGGGGUUUUUGUGUGCUUUUUUUUCCCUUUUCUUCCCUGCAUACAACUCCCCCAAACACGCAAGCAACCCGCAACAACAACAACCAAAAAGUCCGGGAAGGGGGAGAGAACACGAGAGAGGGAAGCACCCUGGGUGGGGAGAGCCGGGUUUCUUUGCAGAGACACGGUCCCGUUCACAGCGGAUCCCAAUGCAACUGCUCAUCCUCCUCCUCCUCUACGCUGUCGUCUGUGCGAACUUUUGCAGCCGUCAGGGCACCACUGCCCCUGCCCAGAGCGGAUCUAUAAAAGCCUUGCGGUCCUCGAAUAUCAGGCGAGAUGAGAGCAAUCACCUCACAGACUUGUACCGAAAAGAAGAGACAAUCAGCGUGGCAGGGAACGGCUGCAUCCACAGUCCUCGCUUCCCCAGCAGUUACCCCAGGAACCUCUUGCUGACAUGGCGGCUCCACUCCCCGGAGAGCACCAGGAUCCAGCUGGCUUUUGAUAAUCAGUUUGGACUGGAGGAGCCCGAAAAUGAUAUCUGCAGGUAUGACUUUGUGGAAGUGGAAGAUGUAUCAGAGACCAGCACGGUUAUACGAGGACGGUGGUGUGGACACAAGGAAGUACCUCCGAGAAUAACAUCAAGAACAAAUCAGAUAAAGAUAACCUUCAAAUCCGAUGACUACUUUGUGGCUAAACCUGGAUUCAAGAUUUGUUACUCCCUUGUGGAUGAUUUCCAACAUGCAGCCUCAGAAACCAACUGGGAGUCAGUCACAAGCUCUGUCUCAGGGGUAUCCUAUCCCUCUCCAUCAGUGACUGACCCUACGCUCACAGCGGAAGCACUGGAUCAGACCAUUGCUGCAUUUGACACAGUGGAGGAUCUGCUCAAACACUUUAACCCGGACUCCUGGCAAGAAGAUCUUGAGAAUUUGUACACAGACAGUGGCCACCAUUAUCGAGGCAGGAGCUACCAUGACAGGAAGUCCAAAGUUGACCUGGACAGGUUGAAUGAUGAUGUGAAACGUUACAGCUGCACUCCGAGAAACUACUCUGUCAAUUUAAGGGAGGAACUGAAGCUGACAAACGUAGUUUUCUUCCCCCGCUGCCUCCUUGUCCAGCGCUGUGGAGGAAACUGUGGCUGUGGGACUUCGAACUGGAAGUCCUGCACUUGCAUGUCAGGGAAAACAGUGAAAAAAUAUCAUGAGGUGCUGAAAUUCGUCCCUGAGGCUGGGCAUACCAGAAGAAAAGGCAGAACCAGGAACAACAUGGCCUUAGUAGAUAUACAGCUGGAUCACCAUGAGCGUUGUGAUUGUAUCUGCAGUUCAAGACCACCCCGAUAA
This is a messenger RNA of Haliaeetus leucocephalus (bald eagle), 1486 nucleotides long. RefSeq names its product platelet derived growth factor D (gene PDGFD). The transcript is spliced from 7 exons. Lineage: Eukaryota; Metazoa; Chordata; Aves; Accipitriformes; Accipitridae. Gene Ontology annotation, molecular function: growth factor activity; platelet-derived growth factor receptor binding. The record is from RefSeq and is a predicted model, not a curated record. Gene Ontology annotation, biological process: positive regulation of MAP kinase activity; positive regulation of phosphatidylinositol 3-kinase/protein kinase B signal transduction; positive regulation of cell migration. The coding region runs from base 359 to 1486 and encodes 375 amino acids. Gene Ontology annotation, cellular component: membrane.